UCGCCCCGCUCCCAAGAUGGCGUCGAUGCGGGAGAGCGACACUGGCCUGUGGCUGCACAACAAACUAGGCUCCACAGACGAGCUGUGGGCGCCGCCGAGCAUUGCCUCGCUGCUCACGGCUUCGGUGAUCGACAACAUCCGCCUCUGUUUCCACGGCCUCUCCUCGGCCGUCAAGCUCAAGCUGCUGCUGGGGAUGCUGCACCUGCCCCGCCGGGCGGUGGAUGAGAUGAAAGGGGCACUGACUGAAAUUAUCCAGCUCGCUACCUUGGAUUCAGACCCCUGGGUCUUAAUGGUAGCUGAUAUUUUAAAAUCCUUUCCAGAUACUGGCUCCCUUAACCUUGAUCUUGAAGAACAGAAUCCCAAUGUUCAAGAUAUUUUAGGAGAGCUUAGAGAAAAAGUAAGUGAAUGUGAAACAUCAGCUAUGUUGCCGCUGGAAUGCCAGUACUUAAACAAAAAUGCCUUGACGACACUAGCUGGACCACUUACUCCUCCAGUGAAACACUUCCAGCUGAAAAGGAAACCUAAAAGUGCUACUCUCCGAGCUGAACUCUUGCAAAAGUCAACAGAAACUGCACAGCAACUCAAGAAGACUGCAGGAGUACCUUUUCAUGCCAAAGGGAGGGGACUGGUGAAAAAAAUAGAUACAACAACACCACUCAAAGGAAUACCAAAACAAGCUCCGUUCAGAAGUACUUCAGCACCUAGUGUAUUUAGUCCUUCUGGAAACAGAACUCCUAUUCCUCCUUCAAGAGCACCGCUGCGUAAAGAAAGAGGAGUAAAGCUUCUAGAUAUCUCUGAGCUGGACAUGGUAGGUGCUGGCCGUGAAGCUAAACGAAGAAGAAAGACAUUAGAUACGGAAGUUGUGGAAAAGCAAGCCAAAGAAGAAACGGUAGUAGAAAAUGCUACUCCAGAUUAUGCUGCUGGCCUUGUAUCUACACAGAAACUUGGCUCAUUGAACAACGAACCUGCACUGCCUUCUACAAGUUAUUUACCUGCUACCCCGAGUGUGGUGCCAUCUUCCUCAUAUAUCCCAAGCUCUGAAACACAGCCAGCUGGCUCUACACGAGAGGCCUUGCAGACUAACAGACAGACUGAAGAGCCUGCAGCUCCAAAUGCUACCACGACUCUUCCUGCACAAUUCAAACAAAGAACACCCAUGUACAAUAGUAACUCUAAUCCACCUGCAGCUACACCUACCUCACCUCUAACGCCUACCACACCUCCUGCCAUUUCCCCUGCAGCACAAGCACCACAAGUGGCUCCCCAAACUCAACAACAGCCACCACCGAAGAAAAGCCUCUCUCUCACGAGGGAGCAAAUGUAUGCUGCACAGGAAAUGUUCAAGACUGCAAACAAAGUUACGAGGCCAGAAAAGGCUCUUAUACUUGGAUUCAUGGCAGGAUCCAGAGAGAAUCCUUGCCAAGAGCAAGGUGACAUCAUUCAGAUUAAACUUAGUGAGCAUACAGAAGACUUACCAAAGGCAGAUGGCACUGGCAGCACCACUAUGUUGGUUGAUACAGUCUUUGAAAUGAACUAUGCUACUGGUGAAUGGACCAGAUUCAAGAAGUACAAACCUAUAACUAAUGUUUCUUAAGAGAUGCAGCAACAGCAGACUGGACCAAAUCAAGCUUAGAGUCAACCAGCUCGUAGAGUAUGUCAACUGUACAAAAUGGCAUUGAUGUGUACGUUUCUUAUUACCCUUCAGAGUAGAAGUUAUGGCUCUUCAACCUAAGUGGGCUCAGUGAACACAGAAGAAGGUGUCAAAUUCACACUUUUUUUUUUUCUUUUAAUUGGGGAAGGGAGAAAAAAGAGAGGUAAUCUGUGUGUGUGUUUCGGGGGGGGAUUGUUGCUGUAUUUUGUUUUCCUGCAGUUCAAGAUGCCAGAAAUGGAGAUCACAACUGAAAGAUUACAAAUGGGAGCAGUUUACUUCAGAGUACCUGAGGAAAACACAACUGCACAAUCAUUCACGGUUUACCAUUAAACAAGGGCACAGAUCUUUAUUGUAGAAACGUUUUAGUUGGCUACAUGGGUUCUAUUUUAAGAAUGGACACUUAAAGCACCACAGCUUGGUGCUUUGUUAUUUUGUGACUCAGCUGCAGUAAAACCAACUAUUGCAGGUAGUAGAUGUCUAGUGUCUAAUGGUACCCACUGUAUGUUUAGGUUAUUUAAGCUUGGGCCAUAGAAUGGGAUUGACAGCUUUGAUAACCUUUCUUUAUUGUGAAUGUCUAUGCCCAGCAUGAGUUAACCUAUACUUGGCAAAUAUUGAGAUAAAGAGAAACUGAGUAUCAUAAUUUUCUGAAGAAAAAAUAUCAAAUUUAAGAUUGCCAGAAAAGAAAGUAGCAGUGGCUUAAAGCUAUCUGGAGGUGAUAGCUCUUUGCAAUAUGAAUCUUAGGGAAGAAGUUGAUCUAUGGCUCUUGCAUAGCAAGCCCUUCAAACAGCAUGAAAGGGUAUGAAACUUGUACAUCUCAAGACAGUUGCAACUUAUUUUAAAAAAUGGCUCUAGUAGUGAUUGAAUGACACAUCUCUGAAUGCAGGUGGUUGGAAAGAUUUGUUGUCUUGAGGCACUGUUAAUGUAUGUUUGGUUGAGCAGUCGUAAAGUGCUUGAUAACCAAGUCCUAAUCUAAAAAGAAAUUUGAAUGAGUGUAACUGUGGUUCUUACCAGUGUAGUUAUAUCAGUAUAAUCACUAAUGUGGUUGCAAUUAUACUGGCAUAUAAAUGUGCCUUAUACUUGUCCCCUUCCAGUAGAAGCAAGUUUUUAUCUCUGACUGUUUACACCACUGGUAUAAUCCUGCUUUAAUUGUACAAGUAUAGCUUGCAUUUAUUGACAGGGCUUGCAUACAUAGUCCAGGAUUCAUCCUUUAGACUUGGAUUCAUCCUUUGAUUGAGACUUUGGAUUAAAACUUUGGUUUCUGCCAAUGCUUAUAUGUGAACUUGCACUUGUUAGGGAACAGUGCUCAGAAGGAAGAAACACAAAGUAGUUGCAUAAUGAGUAGCAUAAUAGUUGUCUAGAACUGAGGAGGUACCUUGGGCUGGCUAGAGGCUAGUAUUAAAGUGGAACUCUUAAGACAAUGUGAGGCUGGGUUUUCUUGGUUUUGUUUCUUUUUUUUUCCUAAAAAGAAAGCAGACCCAAUCCCAUCAGUACACUUGUAUACUAACAAAGACAUUUAGAUGAUUGUUUAGUCUUCUGUAUUGGGAAAUUUUAUUGCAUUUUUGUUUUUAGCUUUUCAAACUAAUUAUCCAUCAGAACAGGGAGAGCAUAAAUAAUGAGGAAAUCUGUGUCUUGCAGCAUUUUAGGACGUGACCAAAAGAAUAGAUUUCUUAACUUUAUUUGAGCAAACAUAGAAUGUUUUAACUCACAUAGUGGGUGUGAGUUACUUGAUGGUAGCUGGUACCAUUAUGGAGUGUUAUGUAUGUCUCAUUGUGAGAGUUAAACUCCACGUGUAACUAUCACACUGGGAAAUCUCCUUCCUCUAUUACUCUGUUUUAGAGGCAAUGUGAACUGCAAUUUCAGUUGCAGUUUUUCUUUAAACAGUUAAAAAUCAACCUGACAAGCAAAGAGGAUUGGUGGGUUUUAGUUUUUAGAAUAAGUUCACUAUAAAUGUGUUUCACUAUGGCUAUAACUUAUUUGAUAUAGUAUGUUAAACAGUAAGGGCUAACAAUAGAAUAUGAAAGUAUUCAUCUUUUAAAGAAAGGUUUAAAGAAAAGUGACAUUCCUUUCCUUGCCUGCAUUCAGAUUUUUAAACAGCUUUUUGUGAUGAUCAGUUUUCUGUAAAGUGAACAUUUAUGAUACUUCUGUCUUAAUUGUUCUUGCUUGCUAGAUAAGCUGCAAGUACCAAAUAUAUCUUUUAAGGAAGAGAACUUUUAGAGAAUUGGUUGAUUUGAGGGGCACGUACUCAUUCCAAAUUGCCGAUGCAAGAUUCGGUGCAGUUCGGUAGUGAUCAGGAGUUGCUGUGCAAUGGCUCGUUGGCUUACUUGAGAUUAAUGGGGGCCUUCCCUAAAUUUACUUGGUCCACUAGUUAGAUGGAGGUCUGCAUUUCAGAUCUGUGCUGUUGGGAUGGAGAUAGCUCUCCUUCCACUUUUCAAGAAGUCCGUCUAGAGCGCAGUUGAGUCAUUUGAGUUGAGGUAAUGUGUAGGAAGCUAUGUCAUAAUGCUACCUAUUCAUAUUUGCUGCGUGACAAAAUUGGUCUCCGGGCCUGCUUGUCUAAAAUAGUCACGUGCAAUAAAUUGAAAUUUUAAAUACAA
Rhea pennata is the source of this 4242-nucleotide messenger RNA. It is a transcript of the gene NELFA, whose product is annotated as negative elongation factor complex member A. Gene Ontology annotation, cellular component: NELF complex. Bases 17 to 1594 code for a protein of 525 amino acids. The transcript has 11 exons. Gene Ontology annotation, biological process: negative regulation of transcription elongation by RNA polymerase II. The record is from RefSeq and is a predicted model, not a curated record. NCBI's taxonomy places the organism in Eukaryota, Metazoa, Chordata, Aves, Rheiformes, Rheidae.